AUGAGUUCCUACACAGAUAUAUUAUUUGCAUCAUUAAAAUCAAAUCUAACAAUUUCGCCUACGGAGAAGUUAUUCAUAGGAGGGGAUUGCAAUGGUCAUAUUGGGUCAUUUACUGCUGGCUAUGGAGAGGUGCACGGUGGCUUCGGCUUAAGGGAUAGGAACAAAGGUGAUACUUCACUAUUGGAUUUCGCUAGAGCUUUUGAGUUGGUGAUCGUGAACUCUAUUUUUCCGAAGAGGGAGGAGCAUUUGGUUACUUUCCGGAGUAUGGUGGCUAACACUCAGAUUGACUAUCCCCUCCUCAAAAGGUGUGAUAGGGGGUUGUGUGAGGAUUAUAAGGAAAUUUCUAGCAAAUCUGUAGGCAUAAAGCCUAAGAAGAAACAUGAUGCAAGUGUUGGUCCAUCUUCAUCACCACCUCACAAAAAGCGCAAACAACAGCUAAUUGAUCCCUCAACUGCAGAGAGUCCAAUUUCACAUGUGUCUGUAAUACCUCAAACCAAGUUUCCUCCUACUGGUAAGACUGAAAUCAAGGAAACUAUAUUACAUAUUAAGAAGCCAGCAGAUUCUAAAUCAUAUGAUUUGUCUUCUUUGAGGAAGGAUCUAAAUUCAUUCAAAGAUUAUGUGAUGGGCGAGUUCACUUCUCUGCGAACAUUGAUUAAUGAAAAUUUCAAAAAGAUUUUUGAACAUGUUAAAGCCAAUCACAAUACAGAAAAGGUAUACCAAAUAAAGAAAUAUACCGGGAGACAUGAUGGUGGUAUUCAAAUGUCAUCCGAGCCCAACUUGCACGAUAAUCCCAAAAUCCAAACACAAAGUGAUGUAGCUGUUGGGGAGAACUCAGAG
Messenger RNA from Nicotiana tabacum (common tobacco), 837 nucleotides. Lineage: Eukaryota; Viridiplantae; Streptophyta; Magnoliopsida; Solanales; Solanaceae. The record is from RefSeq and is a predicted model, not a curated record.